Rotaria socialis is the source of this 1095-nucleotide messenger RNA. NCBI's taxonomy places the organism in Eukaryota, Metazoa, Rotifera, Eurotatoria, Philodinida, Philodinidae. The record is from the annotation of a GenBank genome assembly.
AUGAGUACUAUACAAUAUUACCGGCUUUAUGUGCUAUGCAUUUUUAUUAUCAUCACACAUUUCAACGUCGUCGUAUCUACACUAGACACUGUUCAUGGCAUUGCUAGCGACCAACAGCAACCUUGUUCUAUAUUGAAAACACAGAACUAUAGAGUUACUAGUGAUAUUAACUACGAGUAUAUUCAUGUGAAAGCAAGCGACAAUGGCAAUACUUCAAAAACUACUUUCUUAUUUCUUCAUGGUUUUCCGUCGUCACUUCAUUGUUGGCGCCACCAAAUCGAGUAUUUUUCGAAACAAGGAUAUGGAUGUAUAGCACCCAAUUUGAUGGGCUAUGGUAAGACAUACUCACCACUAGACAAAGAUGAAUACAAGAUUAAAUCAAUGGUUGAUCAUAUUAUUGCACUUCUCGAUCAUUUGCAUUUGGAAAAGGUUUUUGUCGUCGGACACGAUUGGGGUAGUCGACUAGCAAAUCGAUUUACUUUGCAUCAUCCUGAACGUACAUUAGGCCUUGUUUUGAUUAGUGUAGGUUAUGAUGCACCGGCAAUAUUUGAUCUCGAUCGAUCAUUAGUAGCUUUGACUACAGCGUUUGGAUAUCCCACUCUUGGCUAUUGGAAAUUUUUGAAUUCUGAUGAUGCUGCUGCGAUUAUCGAGACAAACGCAGAAAGUUUCAUGGAUCUCACCUUUACAAGUAAUCCGUUCCAAUGGAAGACCGAUUUCGCUCCAAUAGGAAAGAUGCAAGACUGGGUGAUCCAUGGAAGAAGAACUUCUCGGGCUUCAUAUAUGACACAGGACGAUUACAAAAUUAUUUAUCAGUCUAUUGUCGCAGGAAUGCAACCUAAAUUAAACUGGUACAAGGCAGCUAUCGCUAACAUCGAUUGGGAUGAUGUGAAAAACAUCAAUCCAAGAAUAAACCGACCAGUUCUCUUCAUAGGAGGUACACAAGACUAUGUAUGUAUUAUUGAUGCGUUUGUAGGACAAAAAAAUUACAUAGCUGACUUAAAAGUGGUUCAGUUGGAAACAGGUCAUUGGGUUAUGGAAGAGAAGCCAAACGAAGUGAAUCGAGUCAUUGAUGAAUGGACCAAGACGAUCGUGUGA